Messenger RNA from Bactrocera tryoni, 1703 nucleotides. RefSeq names its product protein yellow-like. NCBI's taxonomy places the organism in Eukaryota, Metazoa, Arthropoda, Insecta, Diptera, Tephritidae. The record is from RefSeq and is a predicted model, not a curated record. The transcript is spliced from 6 exons. Gene Ontology annotation, cellular component: extracellular region. The coding region runs from base 103 to 1455 and encodes 450 amino acids.
CAGCAAUUCAGAAAUACACGCUUAAAACUUUCGAAACGGUGAAAAUUAUUGUGUCAAUAGGCUCACCAUUGAUUUGGGAUCUUAAAAGUUCAUUAGGGCAUUAUGUGGAGAGCAUUCUUCGUUACUCUGAUAUUGGCUCUAACGCCGCACGCCAUACUCAGCGCUAAACUACGCAAGGUGGAGGUUCUUUAUGAGUGGAAACAAAUGGUAUAUGGCUUCGCUACGGAGGAAGAUCUUCAAGAUGCAAUCGACAAUGAUAACUUAGUACCUGAAAAUGCAACACCCAUCGAUGUGGCGGUCGAUUACCACUCGAAAAAGGGAAAACGUGUCUUUACGACAACUCCCAGAUUCACCACAGGCAUUCCGUAUACUUUGGCGGUGGUGACUGACAAAACUGAGGAGAAUGGACCAGUACUGAUGCCAUAUCCCGACUACAGUUGGCACAAUUCAAAUGGCAGUAGUUGUGAAAAAAUUACUUCAGUAUUCCGUGUGGCGAUAACUGAGUGUAAUCAAAUGAUCGUAGUCGAUACGGGCGUUAUCGGCGACGUUCAACAUUGUCCGCCACAGCUACUCGUCAUCGAUUUAAACACCGAUACCUUGUCACAUCGUUAUGUUUUCGAUCCAAGCAUAUACGUAGAUGUCGCUUCACUUUUCAUUGCACCAAUAGCUAUUGUAAGCGAUCCUCCGCCAAAAGGUAGCUGUAGCAAAGUAAAAGUAUAUGUGGCCGAUGUCACGUUUCAUGGUCUGGUUGUUUAUGACUCGGAAUUGGAUGCAGCUUGGCGUGUCGAGAAUAGAUUUAUGUAUCCCGAUCCUGAUCAAGGCUUACACACAAUUGCCGAUGAGAAAUUCAUUCAAAUGGAUGGCAUAUUUGAUUUGGCCAGUGAUGGAAAAAAGCUCUACUUCCAUCCAUUAGCCUCUAUAAACGAGUAUUCGGUGCCGCUGAGCGUCAUAAACAACCGUACCGUAUUUGAGGAGAAUGUGGAAGCCGUGCCGUAUGCUUUUCGUCGGGUGGGAGAACGUAGCAGCUCAUGUGCCGCUCAUGCGAUGGACAGUCAAAACAAUCUCUACUUUGUUACAUUCAAUCCAAUCAAGUUGACUCGUUGGAGUCCGAAUAAGCCGUACACACCUAAAACUGAGUUAGAUAUACCAGCAGACCCGAAACUGAUUGAGUUUGUAAGCGGCAUGAAGGUGCACAAAAACAAAGCCGGCAUUGAGGAAUUAUGGAUGACGUCGAAUCGUUUUCAGAAAAUCUCCAGAGGCACUUUAGAUUUCAAUGAAGUUAACUUCCGCCUUUUGCGUCGACCUCUUGAUGACAUACAGAAAGUGUCUAACUCAGAUAAAUCUCAUAGCGUGUCAGUGUCCUCCUCAGAUGAAUCUCAUAGCGAGUCAGGGUCCUCCUCAGAUGAAUCUCAAAGUAAUUCAGGGUCCUCCUCAAAUGAAUCUCAGAGUGACUAACUGAUCUUCACAUUUUGCAAACGCUUGGUCAAUUAUGGUAUUGUGAAAACCUUUUGUUGAAAAUUACUGCACAGUAAUCAUAAGUAGUAUUAUAUAUGCACCUUAUAACCAUUUAGCAGAAAGCUCGAUGGAGAUUUUGUAAGCACAAAGUAGAGUUUUCGAAUUCAAGCACAUUUAUUAGCACUCCAACUAUAUUGUAUUAAUGGAUACCAAUAAAAGUUAAUAUUCUUCCGCAUUUAUUUUCUGAA